AUGGCCUUUGUGAAGAUGGAAAGAUGCUUCGAACCCGUGAAUACCUGCGGGGGGUUCCUGAUCCAGGAGGAUGGGGUGGUGAUGGCAGCUCACUGUAGAGUGAAGGGGAGCAAAGACACCGUGGUGCUGGGGGCCCACAACAUUUCAAACAGCAAACCAAGGAGGCAGAAAAUUAGAGUGAGAUGCUGGAUCCACCACCCCAAAUAUAACAAAACGGCCCCAAACAAUGACAUUACGCUGCUGCAGGUACCUCCCCAGUCCCAUCACUCUGCCCCCCGUGACCUCAUGCUGCUGCAGGUACCUCCCCGCUCCCAUCACCCUGCCCCCAGUGACCUCACGCUGCUGCAGGUACCUCCCCUGUCCCAUCACCCUGCCCCCAGUGACCUCACGCUGCUGCAGUGCUCGGACGUGCUGAGGGAAGUGGCUCUGGAGGUGAUGGCUGACGACGCGUGUGAACACAAUUUGACCAAACCAUAUGACGCUGAGUCCAUGAUCUGCGCGGGGUAUCCCAGAGGCAGGAGAGCCGCCCUGAAGGGUGAUUUGGGGGGGCCCCUGGUGUGCGACAGGGUGCCCCAGGGCAUUGUCUCAUGGGGGCCGAGCAACGGGGCCUCUCCUCAAGUGUAUGCAAGAGUCUCCCGGUUCGUCUCCUGGAUAUGGACAGUGAUAAAACAGCUGAAGCCCUUAGAUGCUCCUGGAAUCUCGUCUCGGGCCUGA
Molecule: messenger RNA, 714 nt
Organism: Caretta caretta (loggerhead turtle)
Lineage: Eukaryota; Metazoa; Chordata; Testudines; Cheloniidae
Source: RefSeq, a predicted model, not a curated record